GCCGUGUCACACCAUUUGCUGUCCGUCAAACAAAGUCGUGUGGAGUAGCAGCUACAUGAUAAUUAUUUUUAAAAAGUGUUUUAAAAACCUUUGAUGGACGAAACUGAGCAGAAAGACACAGAAGACAAUGCGCCUUCCGUUAUCGAUCGGUAUUACACGCGGUGGUACAGAGCCGAUAUGAAGGGGAAGCCGUGUGAGGACCACUGCAUCCUGCAGCAUUCAAACAGAUUAUGUGUUGUCACAUUAGCAGAGACUCACCCGAUCCUUCACAAUGGACGGACAAUCAAGAGCAUCAACUACCAGAUCAGUGAUGGCUGCAGUCGUCUGAAAAAUAAAGUAUCUGGGAAGUCCAAGCGGGGCGGUCAGUUUCUUACUGAUUUUGCACCAUUGUGCAGAAUAUCAUGCACAGAUGAAACUGAAUACACAAUCUACAGCUGCAUUCGUGGCCGUCUUCUUGAGGUCAAUGAACAAAUUUUAGAGACACCUUCACUCUUGCUGGAAAAGCCAUCCACUGAAGGCUACAUCGCCGUCAUCCUGCCAAAGUUUGAAGAGAGCAAGAGCAUAACGGAGAAUCUCCUGAACAGAGAGGACUUUGAAAGCGUCGUCUCCAAACGUAGUGUUGCCGAAUCACAGCCCUCUUGACAGGACUCGGUGUUCAUGUCAGAACUGUUUUAGAAUAACUCAUCUUUCUUUCAAAUCUCACCACCAGUCCUUUUACCUAACUAUUAUUUACACUCAAUGCCCACUUAAUUAGGUACACAGUGGCAGGAGUGGCACCUGCUGUGGUCUCCUGAUGCUCAGUUUGACCUGCAGCAGGUUGUCUUUACCAUGUCUACAUUGCCUAAAUGAAUUGAGCUGACAUGUGAUUGGCUCAUUCGAUAGUUGCAUUGUGUUAAAAGGUGUACCUAAUAUAGAGGCAGGCGAGUGUAUAAUGUAAGAGUUGCACUAUGCCUUUAUUUUACAGUGUUUUUGAAUGUUUAGGAAGCUUUUCUGGUAGUGAAUUUUCAUUUUCAAAAACAUUCAUUUGAAUGCUGUGAUUAAGUACUUGCACAAAGUAAGUUUAAGUAUUUUUGUAAAAU
Solea solea (common sole) is the source of this 1079-nucleotide messenger RNA. It is a transcript of the gene abitram, whose product is annotated as actin binding transcription modulator. Gene Ontology annotation, cellular component: dendrite; nucleus; filopodium tip. Gene Ontology annotation, molecular function: actin filament binding; actin monomer binding. The transcript has 6 exons. Lineage: Eukaryota; Metazoa; Chordata; Actinopteri; Pleuronectiformes; Soleidae. The record is from RefSeq and is a predicted model, not a curated record. Gene Ontology annotation, biological process: dendrite morphogenesis; regulation of filopodium assembly; regulation of actin filament polymerization. The coding region runs from base 94 to 642 and encodes 182 amino acids.